GAGCCAGGUUCCCGAGGCGCGGCGGCCGCGGCUGGGGGCGGGGAGGGGGCGCAGGACCCCGGGCGGGGGUCGCGGAGCCGCAGGGCCGAUCCCCGAGCGCCAUGGCGUCCUGUGCGGAGCCCUCGGCCACAGGCCCGGAGCCCACAGCCCCGCUACCGGCCGGGGUCCCUCUGGCUGAGGAUUUCGAGGUGCUGGAUGGGGUGGAGGACGUGGAGGCCGAGGACGAGGAGGAGGACGAGGAGGACGGAGAGGAGAGUGACCUGCCACCCCUGCUGGACGUCGGGAGCCCAGACCUGCUGGAGGACGAGCCACCGGGUGCUCUGGCCCGAGAGUUCCUGGCUGAGCCCGAACCUGAGCCUGAGCCGGCCCCGGCCCCAGAUGAGUGGCUGGACAUCCUGGGGAACGGGCUGCUGAGGAAGAAAACGCUCGUCCCCGGCCCACCAGGCUCCAGUCGCCCCUCCAAGGGCCAGCUGGUGACGGUGCGACUGCAGACGGCCCUGGAGAAUGGGACCCGCGUGCAGGACGAGCCUGAGCUGCUCUUUACGCUGGGCGAUUGCGACGUCAUCCAGGCCCUGGACCUCAGCGUGCCGCUCAUGGACGUGGGCGAGACGGCGAUGGUCACCGCUGACUCCAAGUACUGCUACGGCCCGCAGGGCAGCCGGAGCCCCUACAUCCCCCCGCACGCGGCCCUGUGUCUGGAGGUGACCCUGAAGACGGCGGUGGACGCCCCUGACCUGGAGCUGCUCUCGGGCCAGGAGCGCGUGGCCCUGGCCAACCGCAAGCGAGAGUGCGGGAACGCGCACUACCAGCGGGCCGACUUCGUGCUGGCCGCCAACUCCUACGACCUGGCCAUCAAGGCCAUCACCUCCAGCGCCAAAGUGGACAUGAGCCUGGAGGAGGAGGAGGAGCUUUUGCAGCUCAAGGUCAAGUGUCUCAACAACCUGGCAGCCUCGCAGCUGAAGCUGGACCACUACCGCGCGGCCCUGCGUUCCUGCAGCCUGGUGCUGGAGCACCAGCCGGACAACAUCAAGGCUCUGUUCCGCAAGGGCAAGGUCCUGGCACAGCAGGGAGAAUACAGUGAGGCCAUCCCCAUCCUGCGGGCUGCUCUCAAGCUGGAACCAUCCAACAAGACGAUCCACGCGGAGCUCUCGAAGCUGGUGAAGAAGCAUGCGGCGCAGCGGAGCACAGAGACAGCGCUGUACCGCAAGAUGCUGGGCAACCCCAGCCGGCUGCCCGCUAAGUGCCAGGGCAAGGGUGCCUGGUCCAUCCCCUGGAAGUGGCUGUUCGGGGCCACCGCUGUUGCCCUGGGGGGCGUGGCGCUGUCUGUGGUCAUCGCUGCCCGAAACUGACCUCCCAGGUGGCCCCGCUGCCCCUCUGCACACCGCGGACCCCUCCCCACGCUCCCUGACGCCCCAGCCCCCUGCCCCUGCCCUCUGUGCCCGAGCCCAUCCUCUGGGGGCAGGCAGCCAGGUCUGUGUGGGGUUAUGCAGCCCAGCAAGGGGGAAGGACAGAGGCCCACCGAGGGGAGACGCAGGUAGGCCGGGGAGCCGCCACCUCUGCUCACAGACCCCCCUGCCCAGCACCUGCCCAUGAGGUCCCACUGGGGGCUGGCCUCAGUUUCCCCUUCCCUACCCAGCCAGGGAGGAGCCCCCUUAUCCCCUUCCCCAGCUGCUCAGCGCCUGUCCCUCCUUCCCCGCCUGCUGCCCUCCCUCUGUCCAGAUGAAAUAAAGUCUCCCACGCACA
Messenger RNA from Suncus etruscus (white-toothed pygmy shrew), 1743 nucleotides. It is a transcript of the gene FKBP8, whose product is annotated as FKBP prolyl isomerase 8. Bases 102 to 1349 code for a protein of 415 amino acids. Lineage: Eukaryota; Metazoa; Chordata; Mammalia; Eulipotyphla; Soricidae. The transcript has 9 exons. Gene Ontology annotation, molecular function: protein binding; peptidyl-prolyl cis-trans isomerase activity. The record is from RefSeq and is a predicted model, not a curated record.